Molecule: messenger RNA, 1854 nt
Organism: Myxocyprinus asiaticus (Chinese sucker)
Lineage: Eukaryota; Metazoa; Chordata; Actinopteri; Cypriniformes; Catostomidae
Gene: dda1
Product: DET1 and DDB1 associated 1
Exons: 5
Coding region: 268-582 (104 amino acids)
Biological process (GO): positive regulation of proteasomal ubiquitin-dependent protein catabolic process
Cellular component (GO): Cul4-RING E3 ubiquitin ligase complex
Source: RefSeq, a predicted model, not a curated record
GGGGCAGGCAGGCAGGCAGGCAGGCUUUAACUGUUGCUGAAACAGGACUUUGGCUGUACCUGUUACUGUGGCUAGUGUGCAUAUUUCUGUGGCGUAUUGUGUUCACGUAUAUCUCUGUGUGGUAACUGUGGUUCCUCUGGUGUGCGUUCGGCUGUCUAUUGGUGUCGGUUCUGUCGGUACCGGGCUCAGUGUGAUCUCAGUCAGUGUUCAGGCCUGUCUGAGCACAUUCACAACUACUGGACUGAGCUGAGCUGAGCUGACAUCACCAUGGACAAAGCAGAUUUCCUGAAAGGACUACCUGUGUAUAACAAGACUAACUUCAGCAGGUUUCACGCAGAUUCUGUAUGUAAAGCAUCGAACAGAAGGCCAUCAGUCUAUCUGCCUACGAGGGAAUACCCCUCUGAACAGAUCAUUGUCACAGAGAAAACAAACAUCCUUUUGCGUUACCUUCAUCAACAGUGGGACAAAAAGAAUGCAGCAAAAAAGCGAGAGCAGGAGCAAGCAGAUGGAGAGGGAGGCAGCCCAGCACCCCCUCGUAAAAUCGCCCGGACAGACAGCCAGGAGAUGAACGAAGACUCUUAGAGAAACCUGCCACCCAACAGCACAAGGACAGAUACGACAAGCCCAGCUCUCUCCUGUGCACACCCCACAGGAAUUUCAUCUCAGAAAAAAGAAAGAAAUGGAUAAACACUUAUAGUGUGCUUUUUAUUUCACUGAGUGCUUCCUGAUGCAGUCAGUGCCCCUCACCCAGCCUGUCUGCCCAGUUUUUAACACAUGGGGGCACGACGGGGUGCCACUGCCAACUUUGGUUCUGCUGAACUCUGAACUGCUGGGGGGGGGAAUAUUUGCAGAAAUAUUUACCAAGCACAUAAUAAGGAAUGUCCAGAGUGUCUGCUAUGAACCGUUGUGAGAUGUGACAUUGUGAUUUGUUAGGACACUAUAAAUGAAAUGAAAAGUGUUUAAGCAUUCUCAUAAUCUUUGCUGUGGAUCGUUGCUUUCCUGAUACACUCCGCCACAGGUACUAAAAACAGUCUCUCUUCAGUGUCCAAAAAGGGAAAUGUCUGAAAUAUACAGCCUUGUUUGGCAGAGUUAGAUGUAGUAUUUUGUGUUGGUAUAAUGUGACGGUCUUCCUAGCAGAUGCAUACUUGUGCAUGAAUGCACUGCUAGGCCUCUUUAUCGCUCACCAAUGUCACAGGUCAAGGAUGACAGUGCAGUUCUGAUGAUGUGAAGAAAUACAAAUGGUGAGUUACAAAUGCAUAGUCAAUGUGUCUCUCUUUCUCUCUCUCAUACUACCCCAUCUUGUCAUAUAAGCUUUCAGUGCUUUGUUAGUUUCAGCAGGCUUUGCUCUGGAGUCAUCAACCGAUUGACUGCCUUAAGAUACUAGGUUUUAUCAUUGACUUUGAUUCUAGUCUGAAUGAAUCCCUGUGUGCUGAUCCAGUUAUGGUCAUUUUGCCUACUACGUAUGAUGGGACUUUGCCCAAGUUGGACAUUAAUGAGGCCUCUUGUUUGUUAUCUGGAUUUGUAAAAAAAUUUUUCCCUAGUUCUGUGAUUUGAGGCAUAACUAUGCAGCAGUUCUUCUCUUAACCUGAAGAGGUAGUCAGUGAACUGUGGUUGUGGAGGAUCCGGUUAAAUAGGAGGAGCUUUGUGCAUGUUGCUUAAUACUGUGCUGCAGCAGGUGUACUCGCAACAUAUCCGUAAUACUGUGUGCUUUUACUGUGUCUUUAGGCACAAUAUUAGGAGAUGUUAAGUCAGCUAUGCCAGUGGUUUAUUGUCUUAAAAAGUGUUCCAAAUCAUUUUUCUUGGAAAGGUUUGUUGGUGUGUUCUAAUAAAAAAAUAAAAAGUAAACUUAUUAAA